AUGGAGUCGCACAAGUCUCCAAUUUAUAAUAAGGUGUGUGUCAAUGGAAGGUUUUGUAAUGUGUCGGAAAGUCUUAGUUACCUAGUUGACCAGAGGUACCCAGGGAAAAAAUCAGAACGUCCGGCAACCAUGUGUCACAUGCCUGUUUUUGGAGGUGAACGUCAUAAACCCUAAUAGGGUUUGUAUUCAGACUUCGAAAAAUAAAUCAAAUGUUUUAAGCUGCUUGACAUUGUUAAAAGCAGCUUAAAAUGUUUUUCAAACUCUUAGGCUACCUCCAUAUUUUACCUUUGUUCCUGCAUUUAACUAAUGUGUGUAAUACUUUAAUUUUGCAGGUAAAACAAGCUAGACUUCUGGCUGUGUUUGAUUUUGAUCAUACCCUUGUUGAUGGAAACACAGAUACAUGGAUUACAAAGCUACAUCCAUGCACCAUGCAGCUGAUACGAGAACAUCAACAGUAUGGAUGGUGUUGGACAAACAUUAUGGACAAAGUGUUUGAAGUUCUCCAUUCAGAAAAGUUUUUAAAGAAUGAUUUUGUAACUUGCCUUGAAUCUUUAAAAUUUACAGCUGGAAUGAAGGAGACUUGUAAUUACUUACAGAGUAACAGUGUAUCUACAAUAAUUAUCUCUGAUUCCAAUAGUUAUUUCAUUGAUCAUUUACUAGAGCGCGACUCUUUACAUUGCACUUUCUGCAGCAUUUACACAAACCCUGCUGGCUGGAGGAGUGAUGGUCGUUUGCAUGUGGAACGAUUUCAUGAACAUGAAUGCACUGUCUGCCCUCUGAAUCUUUGCAAAAGGAAAGUUCUUCAGACUCAUCUUGCUGAUUGUGCUGAACGCUAUGAGUCCAUUGUUUAUGUUGGGGAUGGACACGGUGAUCUUUGCCCUUCUCUUGCAUUAAAACCUGGAGAUUACAUCUUGGCAAGAGAUGGGUACAAACUUUUAAAAUACCUGAAAGGAGAAAAAGGAGAAGAAGUGAAGGCAGAUGUUAUACCUUGGUCAUCUGGUUUUGAAGUGCUCCAAUUCUUUCAGCAGUUAUGUGAAUAGCAAACAAAGAAAACACCAACUGUUUCUAUUGAUUAUUUCCUAUCAUAAAUUUGUUAGGAAAGGUUGCCCUAAUUUUGCCCACUAAAACAUUACUUAAUGUUGUGGGAGUUGAGUGGCUAGUAUGCAAUAAAAAGAUUAUACUUUUAGUUUUAGCUGUUUGCUUAGAUCAAGACUGGUU
Messenger RNA from Porites evermanni, 1218 nucleotides. Lineage: Eukaryota; Metazoa; Cnidaria; Anthozoa; Scleractinia; Poritidae. The record is from the annotation of a GenBank genome assembly.